CCUGUCCCCAACCUUUCGCCCCACCUGUAUCCCUGCCGCAGUUCAACCUGUCUUCCUUGACAGCUCCUGUUUUCCAAUAACCACAUUUCCAGGUGUGGGAAACUUUUCUUCAGGUUUCUAAAACAGGAAGCACGUAGAUCCUUUUGUGGCUGCCCUAUCUGCCCUACACACAGAAGUCAUCCUUCAUUCCCUAGCUUGUUUCCUACAGACCCAGCGAGAAAGUCACUGUAGCCAACCCUCUGCCUGAGCCUUGGGAGGCGGGGGCAGCUGUCCCCGGAGGAUGCGGAGAGGGAAAGGUGUCAGCUCGGUACAGAGCUGGGGGGCUGCAUGAGAACAGAAUGAUGCCGCUGAACAUCAUGAGAGUCUGGGGCGGUGGCUGUGCCCCGGGCUGAAGCGCACGGAGCUGUCCGUUCAGCACCAUCGCGCGGAGCGGGGCUCCAGGCCCUCUGUAAGGCGCACCAGCUCGGUUCCCGCCCCCGCCCCGCGGGCGCCUGCGGCGUGGGCUCCUGCUUCUCUUGGCGAGUGAGGGGUGCGCGUAUCGGAAAAGGGGGGCUCCACGAGCAUCGGGGCCACGCAGCCACCUGUGAGCCUCUCGUGGCUGCGGGCGGCGGCGUGCGGGGCCGGAGACUGAAGGAGGCGCACGGCGGACCCCGCCUGCCCGGUGGCGGGGCACACACAGGCGCACUCGUCUACAGCUCGCACCCGCGCGCACUCGCGCAGCCAGCCAGCUGCGGCCACCGCGGCGAUGCUGGCCAGCAGGUCGGGCAAGUUUCCCGCCGGCCUCGGCCGCAGGCGCCGGUGCACCCAGAUUUACGGACUGAAGCACUGAAUUUCCCCGCCCCCUCCCAAAUCUCCGCGCCCCCUUCUUAGCCCAGGCCUGCCUGUGCGCAUCUCAGCUUGGAUCCCGCCUGUCUGCGGCGAGAGGGCGGGGGCGUCUCCUUGGUCUGCUUACAGGCAAGGUGUAGCGCCCCCGCGCGGCGCGGACUCCUGGGCAUUUCCAGCAUGACCCGCCAGAGCCUGUGGGACGUGUCGGAGGCCGACGUCGAGGAUGGAGAAAUCCGCAUCAACGUAGGCGGCUUCAAGCGGCGCCUGCGCUCCCGCACACUGCUGCGCUUCCCCGAGACACGCCUGGGCCGUCUGCUCCUCUGCCACUCGCGAGAGGCCAUUCUGGAACUUUGCGAUGACUACGACGACGUCCAGCGUGAGUUCUACUUCGACCGUAACCCCGAGCUCUUUCCCUAUGUGUUGCAUUUCUACCACACCGGCAAGCUCCACGUCAUGGCUGAGCUGUGCGUCUUCUCCUUCAGCCAGGAGAUCGAGUACUGGGGAAUCAACGAAUUCUUCAUCGACUCCUGCUGCAGCUAUAGUUAUCACGGCCGCAAAGUGGAACCUGAGCAGGAGAAGUGGGAUGAGCAAAGUGACCAGGAAAGCACCACGUCCUCCUUCGAUGAGAUCUUGGCCUUCUACAACGAUGCUUCCAAGUUCGACGGGCAGCCCCUGGGCAACUUCCGCAGACAGCUGUGGCUGGCACUGGACAACCCGGGCUACUCGGUCCUGAGCAGGGUCUUCAGUGUCCUUUCCAUCUUGGUGGUGCUGGGCUCCAUCAUCACCAUGUGCCUCAACAGCCUGCCGGACUUCCAAAUCCCUGACAGCCAGGGCAACCCUGGCGAGGACCCCAGGUUCGAAAUCGUGGAGCACUUCGGGAUCGCCUGGUUCACGUUUGAGUUGGUGGCCAGGUUUGCUGUGGCCCCUGACUUCCUCAAGUUCUUCAGGAAUGCGCUGAACCUUAUUGACCUCAUGUCCAUUGUCCCGUUUUACAUAACUCUAAUAGUGAACCUGGUGGUGGAGAGUUCUCCUACUUUGGCUAACUUGGGCAGGGUGGCUCAGGUCCUGCGGCUGAUGCGGAUCUUCCGGAUUCUCAAGCUGGCCAGACACUCCACUGGCCUCCGCUCCUUGGGAGCUACCCUGAAAUACAGCUACAAGGAAGUGGGACUGCUCUUGCUCUACCUCUCAGUGGGGAUUUCCAUCUUCUCUGUGGUGGCCUACACCAUUGAAAAGGAGGAGAAUGAGGGCCUGGCCACCAUCCCCGCCUGCUGGUGGUGGGCCACCGUCAGUAUGACCACUGUUGGGUAUGGAGAUGUGGUCCCAGGGACCACAGCCGGGAAGCUGACUGCCUCCGCCUGCAUCUUGGCAGGCAUCCUGGUAGUGGUCUUGCCCAUCACUUUGAUCUUCAAUAAGUUCUCCCACUUUUAUCGGCGCCAAAAGCAACUUGAGAGUGCCAUGCGCAGCUGUGACUUUGGAGAUGGAAUGAAGGAGGUCCCUUCAGUCAAUUUAAGGGACUACUAUGCCCAUAAAGUUAAAUCCCUCAUGGCUAGCCUGACAAACAUGAGCAGGAGUUCACCCAGUGAACUGAGUUUAGACGAUUCUCUACAUUAGUUGGGACACAGACUUACAUUGCUUAUCUGCUGUUUGUGCCUCUGGCACAGUCCAGGCUCUGUAGGGCUAUGGCAUGAGGAGUCAUCCUGACCCUAGAGGGAUAGCUGCAUGGGAUAUGAGCCCUAGAUUGCCUUUGCAAUGUUUAGAGUCAUUUCCUUGGAGGAUGGUUGUGUCUAAAACCAUACCUUUGCCCCUUCGAUGAAAUGACACUCACUGGCCUUUGCAUAAAAUGUUCACCUUUCUGCCAGAUGAGUAUCUAGAAUGCCGAUUUCUCUAUCCACUGUGUACACCAUUCUAGUGCUUAGACCCCAGUAUUAUCUGUGAGUUUUCUGUGCUCCUAUUUUUGAGGUUGUUGUGUGAGUUCUGUACAAGAUGCCCUGACAAUUCUGUCCAGUGGAAACAUAUCUGUCUAUGAGGUCAGCAAGGAUAUCGUGAGAUUUGGCUCACAACCAUGUGAAAACAAUCUCAAUGAUCUAUCCAUUGCUUUUAUUUAAUUUUAAUACUAAAAUAGAAAGAUUGCAAAGCUAAGCACACUUGACCAACGCAAGUCUUCGGGGUGUCUUCCUACCUAAUCCUGUCUUGUGGUGUGCAUGAUGCACAAUUACUUUUUAGAAAGAUGUGUAUUGACAUGUAUCUCCUAAGUGUCAGUGUAAGAGAUGUGACUCAGUCAACAUGUCAGAAGGACUGAAUGUUUCCCCCCAGACAGAUAGUUUAGGGACAGGGACUUUAGCUAAGCAUGGACCAUACCAAACCCCAGCGUGCUGUAAGCAGAGUUCAUGUAGGCUAAUCUCUUUUAUUGAUGGUCAGGCCUCUACUUUUCCUGGGGAAAUUACAGAGAUGUUUAUUUCUGGCUGAGAUUCUCAAUCCAGGCCAUUUUGACCAAAGUUUUCUGUGUCUUGAUAUUAGCAUGUUUUUCAAGUAUUUGUUUUAUAAGAUGUUUAGGAAUAAGAGCGUGCUGUUUUUCUUAUCUAGAAGAGUUAGUGUUGCUGUCUUUGUAAGGUAAGCACUGUUAGGUUGCUAGCAAGGGCAGUAGCUUAAACAUUUUCUUGCCUGCUCUGAAAGCUAAUAAAAUGACAGCGCUUUUGUUUCCAAGCAGAGUUUGCUUUAGGUGGUUUUGCUUCUAGGACACAGGAUAGUAUGUGCAAUGUUUUGAUUGCCUCAAGUCCCUGCUGUAACAUGGUAGUGCAGAGGCAUAUUCACAUUAGUGAGAUUAGCGCAGUUUACCCAGGGUGGGAAGCUGUAGUCUUUAUUUCCACCGCAAUUGCAGCGGUUUUUUUUUUUUUUUUUUUGUUUUUUUGUUUUUUUUUUUUUUUUUUUUAGAGGAGGAGAAUGGCUAGAGACCAGAAGAAAAGAGUUAUAAAACCAAAACUACUACUUCAUAAAAUAUAAAUAACUGUGAAGUUCUUUAAAAGCUUAAAGCUAGUAAAAAAAAAAAAAUCUUUCAACCACUAAGCUCUAUUGAACGGUUACCUCUAUUUCCUUUUCCAACAUACUGUUUAGUUAGUCAGCACAAAACACAAUGAAGAGGAACCUGGGGCCCCUGUUAAGAUAAUUCUUCCCCAUCAUCUUCUAAGUAAUCUGGUGGUUUUCCAGUGGCUUUUGUUAUUGUUAAGUCUUUGGCAAGGCUAUAGAAUCCAGGGAUCCAAAUAUGGAGAUAAAUAGGCUUUUAAUCCAAAGUUUGGGCCUACUCUUAGUUGGUCCAUUUUGUGUUUUAGUCGGUUAAAGAUAAUCCACACCUAACAGGGGUGUGAAGUGGAUCCUUUCAGAGGGCUUUGUGUAUUAGUAGUUGCCAUGGUAAUUACAGUGUGGGUGGUUUGUUAGAUGGAUGCAUUGGCCAUUUAAUGCCCUUGAGCCUCCAGUUCAAAUCUUUCAUCAGACUGGAGUCUCACGCGGGGAGAGGGUGGCAACCUCCUAGUGCCUACAUGCAGACACAACUAUGUCUAUUAUUCCAAAGCAGCAGGAAUAUGAGAUGACUUGAGAAACUAUACCCAUGAGCCAGAAGAAGGCUGGUUUGGAGUUUGCACAUGGAACUCUUGUUGUUGGCUAUUAUCUUCAGCCCUGGAAGACAGAACAUUUACAAAUCCAUCCUCAGCUGCACGCCAGGCAGGUGAUGGCAUAGCCAUGAGGACUGUGCAGUCUGCUGAGGCUGAUGGUAAAAGGUAACUGGAUGUGUUAUCCAUGGCCACUGACCGGGAAGCUGAUGGCAAGAAGAAAAGAGCCAAAAGGCAGAAUAACUUAGCCAUUCUCAUAAGGAUUUUUUCUGAAUGAGCAGGUUUACCACCAAAAAAAGAGAUACCUCUAAGUGGGUACCUACAAGGAUAUGAAAGCUGGAAAACUUGACUUUUCUUUUUGGUAAUGACUUGUUUUAUCUGGUGCCUUUCACUGGGGGAAUCCCACAGUGCUUUACAGACUGUCUUUUAAACAUUUCUUGUAUAUAUAUAUGUAUCCUUGUGAAAGAAUAUUCCUUUGCUCACCAAGAUUUUCAGUCACUUCUGAGCUUGAGAAUGUCCUAAUAUCAUUGUGUCCUCCAAGCAGUGGUUUUAGAGACCUGAGGGAGAACACCCCCAAAGGCUAGAACACUACAGUGAAUUCCCGUAGGAGGUGAAGAAUGGAGGUGACUCUGGAAACCUUUCCUUCAUCACCAAACCACACCGAGGUCUGAAGUUCACAAGUGCUGGCUCAGACACAGCCUCUGAUUGGCCAUGUUAGAUAACAGCUCCCCCAGUAGUUUCUCCUGGCAACCAGGGAAGGGCAGAGGUUAAGUGAGCCCAUCCAGCGGUCAAGGUGGCCUGUGCUCAGUCCUUGCUUGGGGGAGCACAGUAGACACAGCGUCACCAUGUCCAGCUGGUGGCUGAAGGGCAGCUUUACUUGGCUGAAUGUUUCUGAGACAAACACACGGGCCAAGUCUUCCUCACAGCGUGUGAGGUGGACAAUGGAAGUGACUCGUGUUCAUUGAACAGAUGCAUUAGUCUUAGGCUGUGUUUUCCAUCAGACCUCCGAAUUUCCUGGGUUUGUUGCAGAGGAGGCACGUGUUGAAUGUUGAGCUCAUGCUUAGCUCAUCAGGUAGUAAUUGAUGUUUAAUAUUUGGAUUUAUGUUUCUGCUUAUCAUGGCACUCAAAUCACUGAACUACCUGUUAAUUCUUGUUUCAUUUCAAUGAAAAUGAUUUGUUCUGCACUUUGGGGUAGCGGCAGUCUGGACAGGCUGUGUGGUCUCUACUUGAAGGCUUAACUGGUAUUUCUUGUAUGUUUUAACAGCAUGACUUGUCCCAGGGUUGUAAUUUUAAACAUCGAGAACACUGUAUUUGCGACGUCGGUUUUAACACUCAUUAACACUAUCGUGCAAGCAUCCUGGCGCUCCACCGCACCGUUACUUCUGACUGCUCUGCUUGAAGUCCCUGUGCCUCAACUCCAGAAUGAGGCACAUGACUGACGCACUCAGGAUGCCAACCUUGCAACUAUGCAGAUUAAACAGAAAACAAUUCUUUCACUUCCUUAAGGCCCCUCAAUUACACAUGGAGUGAGAGAUAAGGACAUUGGGAUGGCAGGAACUGGAUUGCUUGAGGAAGGCUGAACUGAAUUUGGUUUGGUUUGGGGUUUUGUUUUUGUGUGUUUAUGUAUGUGUGGUAUGUGCAUGUGUGUGUUCAUAUUCACACAUGUGUAGAUGCUAUUGGGCAUUUUUCUCAAUCACUGUGCACCUUAUAUAUUCAAGCAGGAUCUGUCACUUGAACCCAGCACAUCAGUUUUGCUAGUUUAGCUAGCAGCUUGCAUUUGGGAAUACUUGUCUCUGCCUCCAUGUGCUGGGAUGUAGGUCAUCCUGCCUCCCCACAUUUACAUGGGGUUUGGAGAUAUAAAUGAUGAUCUCGCAGCCUCAAGGCUGAGCUUUUUGAGCAGUGUGUGGAAAGGAAACCUUUCUUCUUGGCAGGCAGCUGUUUGCAAAAAUCUGGAGCUGCUGGGUGAUUGGGAGAAGGGAUGGUUACAUUGUCUUGGGACCCCAGUGGACCAGACACUCCUAAAAGAUUUCCUUCGCACUCAAUGUCUCACUGAGAGCCUUAGACAACCCUGCCCUGCCAAUCUUUCUACAAUUCAAGUGGUUACUGAGCGUAAAGGAGGCACAGAGUGUCCAGGCUGGAUGGGUGUGAGUAUUGUUGGAGGAUUCAUGGAAUUGGCUCCUAGCCAUCUGGAACUUAGAGUCCAAGGUGGGCCCAAGGCUUUACCAACAGCUCCUGGCCUUUCUUUCCACUGCUGCAGAGUGAGAUAAUCCCUAAAGCUCUGCCAUUUGUUUUCCCUAGCAUGAAAGCAGAAUGUCUGCUUGUCUCUAAUGUCCUCGUUACAGUGUGAGCACUCCUCACGUUUCUAAUUUAUCUGAAGGCAGGGACAGGGUCCUAGAGAAAGGCUUGGGCCUAGUGUCUGGUUCAAGUGCCUUGCAUGUUUAAAUAAGCAGCCAUUGUCUCCUGUGAGCUCCAAGUUAUUUGCAUUUACUUACAUGUAAUCCAAAUUCUUGCUAUUAAAAGUUAUUAGGCAGAGAGUAAAGAUCACAUGCAUUCUCUUUGCUUCACUUUUUCCACUAUUUGUGAAGCCAGGCAGGUCCUUGACCCUGUUCCUUGAGGACAGGGAAGCUCUGUGUCUGGCUGAGGGGACACACGCCUAGCUUCCCAGGUAAUUCACUGCAGGAUGUUGGAUUCUGCUGACAUUCAGGGAAAGCUGAGGUGAAUGUCAUUGGGGAGACCCGAGACUGCACUGGAGUCUUACCAUGACCUAUGUGUUCCCAUCUAGUGGGGUGUGGCUUGAUUCAUCAUUCCAAUGGGAGAAUAAACAUGUAUCAGAGGCAAGACAAAGACCCCUCAGAAAAAUACUGCACUCAGAGUUCAUCUCUUUUUAAAAUUUUAAUUGAUUUAUUUAUUCACUUUACAUCCAGUUCAUCUCAUAUUUUCAGAACCUUUAACUAGCAUUCUACUGAGGAUUUGACCAGAGCAAAACAUUCCAUUGAUACUGCAGAACUGAAAAGCUGGUUUUCUUCUGUUAUUUGUCAAUAUCACUAAGCAGAGACUGGGUUAGCAGCUGACAUGACUCACCCCAGAGCUGUGGAAAUUCUUAUCAAAGAAAAUGAGGAUGGGAAGAAGGCAGGAAAAAGAGAGGAAGAAGGAAAAGAAAUUACAGGGGCGGUGAAUAAAAGAAAACAAAGAGAAAGAAUGGAGGUAAGUCAGAGACCGAGAGAGGCAACAUUUAAUGAGAUUAGGAAAGAGACUAGAUGUCUGUCAAAAAAGACACUGUUGGAGGUCAGAGAGAACACAAGGAGCCUCCUCCCUUCCCCUUCCUCUUUCCCCUUCCCUUCCUUCCCCUUCCCUUCUUCCCCCUCUUCUCUCCUCCCUCUCCCUCAUGAGCCCACCUCUCUCCCCUCCUCCUUUCUGCCUAUCCCCACCAGUCAGUACAAGCACCUGCUCAAGCAAAGCCCAGGAGACAAAGUGCUAAAAAGU
Meriones unguiculatus (Mongolian gerbil) is the source of this 7910-nucleotide messenger RNA. It is a transcript of the gene Kcns2, whose product is annotated as potassium voltage-gated channel modifier subfamily S member 2. The transcript has 3 exons. Gene Ontology annotation, cellular component: voltage-gated potassium channel complex; membrane. NCBI's taxonomy places the organism in Eukaryota, Metazoa, Chordata, Mammalia, Rodentia, Muridae. Bases 1003 to 2436 code for a protein of 477 amino acids. Gene Ontology annotation, molecular function: protein binding; voltage-gated potassium channel activity. The record is from RefSeq and is a predicted model, not a curated record. Gene Ontology annotation, biological process: protein homooligomerization; regulation of delayed rectifier potassium channel activity; potassium ion transmembrane transport.